AUGCUCGCCAUACAUCGUCCCAGAAUGGGUUCGACGCAGCCGUCAGACCCGAAUCUGCCCUUCGGCUAUGCCGUUGAUCCCUCUCAAGACUUCUUCCUCGACCCUCCCGAACCCGCGCCUGGCGCACCUCUCCUCUCCGACAAUGAAACGAAACUCCUUAGCUCCUUUUUUGAGGACAUGACGGCAGACCACUAUAACAUGCCAUCAUUUGGCGAAGGCCUCAACUUCAGCGAUGCGUGGCUGGACCUACCACCCCAGUUCAUGGGGUCAACCACGUCUUACGGCCAUUCGCCAGCACCGCCAUCACUCGAAUCCCCCGGGCACGCAAUGCCCCAUACCGACUUUUCAGACAUCAUGUCCAUGAGUUCGAAUCUGAUGCCGCCUCCUCCCCCUCCUCCGCCACAGCAGCAGCAUCAUCACCGACACCAGCAACAGCAUCAGCAACAGCACCAGCACCAGCACCAGCACCAGCAACAGCACCAGCAGCAACAUCAACAGCAACACCAACCCCAGUCACACCCGUCGCUCGAACAGCAUGCUUCGGCCGACGUUCUUCAAGCUGCCAGCACGUUAUUACACAACGGGUCGUCGUCGAGAUCCAGCGCGAGUGGUUCUGGGCCGAUGUUUAGCAGUAACAGCAGAGAUGUGCCACACUCUCUCGGGCCCCCCGUCGGUCAUCUCAGACACCAGCCAAUGGAGGAUUUCAAGCGUGCCGAGCGAGGCAGCGUAGCUCAGGCUGGUCUUGUCGAGGACCACGAGAGCACAUUCGCGGACAUGUUUUUUGGUCCCGCUCCCGGGGAGAGAGUUUCUGCCCAGCGCGCCAGUCAGGUCCCCAAUAUCGAUGUUCAGUGGGGCUCAGACGCCCGGUUCAACCGCACCAACAGCUUUGUCCCAGACCCCAAGGAAUCAUAUGACGCUCUAUCCAAGGUUCAGCUGAGAUACAUGGAGUGCCUCGAGCCAAGUCAAAGCACGGACAACACUCGCCCGUCGAGCCCCAACGGCGAGCACGCGUUGGGAAAGGGGCACAGCAGGAAGUCAUCAGAGGUUCUGAAGAAGGAGGAAGACGCGGAUGCACCGCCACGAAAGAGGAGGAAGAGCAGGAACACGAAGGAGGACGUUGACGGGGAAGAGGAGGAUAAUGGCACUACAACAAAGGCGGCGAGAAAACGGAAGACCAAGACCGAGGCGGCAUCCGCUACCCCGCCGGCAGAAAACGGCACGGCCAGCCGAAGACGCAAGUCGGGCACGGGAACCAAGCCGCCCCGCGAGAACCUUACGGAAGCCCAAAAGAGAGAGAACCAUAUCAAGAGCGAGCAAAAGCGUCGGACUUUGAUUAAGGAAGGCUUCGAUGACCUUUGCGAACUCGUGCCAGGCCUGAAGGGAGGUGGGUUCAGCAAGAGCACCAUGCUGACCAUGGCGGCCGAAUGGCUUGAAGAUAUAAUGAAGGGCAACGAUGAGCUCAGGGCCCAAGAGGGCUCUCUCGGGGUUAGGUGA
This is a messenger RNA of Colletotrichum higginsianum IMI 349063, 1494 nucleotides long. RefSeq names its product BHLH family transcription factor. Gene Ontology annotation, biological process: regulation of transcription by RNA polymerase II. Gene Ontology annotation, molecular function: RNA polymerase II cis-regulatory region sequence-specific DNA binding; DNA-binding transcription factor activity, RNA polymerase II-specific; protein dimerization activity. The transcript has 2 exons. NCBI's taxonomy places the organism in Eukaryota, Fungi, Ascomycota, Sordariomycetes, Glomerellales, Glomerellaceae. The record is from RefSeq and is a predicted model, not a curated record. Bases 1 to 1494 code for a protein of 497 amino acids.